UUCUUACAAAACAUUUAUAGAUGCAUGUGUUAGGUUUCCUAAGCUAUGUGUGUAUGUAGGGUAUGUUGAUGGAAUGGCACUUCCAUGGUUAGGUUGUUCUUAUCUGAAGAUUCUCCUUCACAAGUUGGUUUCAUUGGUCAAGAUCACCUCCAGGCAAAGCCAUCUCAUGCAAGUGGAAUCACAUCUGAUGAUAAUUUACCUCCAGGUUUCGAAGGAGCACAGGCUUCGAACCUUUGGAGAACUAAGCUUUUCCAAAUACCUGUCAUCAAAUGGGAAUAUCCUCCAAGAUUCAAAUUGGAAGCUAACUGGCGAGUUGUUUCUGGCGAGGAGAGCCAAGAGCGGGAAGUUCAAAAGCAACGAGAGAUGAGAGUGCUUGAAGCAAUAUAUCCUCGCCCAUCUGCGAUUCCCCUCAACCCUUCAGCAACAGCAGAACACACUGUUGUUCACACUGAUAAUCAACACACACCUCUGAUUCCCAUCACAUCUAUCGAAGAAGACGACGCCGCUGACACAAUAUUAUUGCAGCAUGAUGCGCCCGCUGCUGUGGGUCCCAAUCCCACCAAUCUGACCCCUCCUUUAAUGGAGGGCCCUGAAGGAGCUACCGUGCCUUCCCAUUCAACCACCACUGCCGGAGCAUCCUCUUCUUCUUCUUCCUCUGGUAGCAGCUUGGAACCCGAUGACAGUUUAACGGUUGCGCUAGCUGCCUUGAGCUCGAUAAUGGCAAACGACCAUGGAAAUCUCAUUGACUCUGAACUCCUCGUCAAAAUUCUAAGUGACCCUCAAAUUAUAGGGCAAUUAGUCACCCAUCAAGGAGGAGGAGGAGGGAGCAACUUGCCAGCCAUGAAAAGUAGUAAUGGACCUGCGAAUGUGGGGCCGCCGGGCUUUAGCUUCUCAAAUCCAACAACACCGCUGCCCGUUACUAGUGGACCUAUCAACCUCCCUCCCCCUCCUCCUCCGCCGAGGAUGGUGGGACCCACCCCCAGCGCGAUUCAAUCAACUUCAUCACCCUCUUCCUCUUCCAAGGACAUGAACUAUUAUAAAAGCCUCAUUCAGCAACAUGGAGGGGAAAGACAAGACACCCUACCACCACCACCGCCGCCACCACGGCCUGGACGGGGAAAUCAACACAUAGAUUCUUCUCCGGUUCAGGAACCACCACUGCCGCCACCACCACAGCUAUACAACACCGGAUGGGGAAGUCAACACAUUGAUUCUUCUCCGGUUCAAGAACCACCACCGCCAGUUGUUAGUUCCAGAUCAUCAAGAGAUCCUAAUAAACCAAAGAUAAUGAAGCCCUGCAUGUUUUUCAACAGCCAGAGAGGGUGCCGGCACGGGGUGAAGUGUGCUUUUUUGCACGAUUCCCCUGCACCACCGCCGCCCUCCCAGCGGAGGGUAAGUGGUUUUCCGGACGUCCAAAGCACAAAGAGAAUGAAAAUGGAUAGGGAGAUUACCGGAACUUGAAUCCUGGCUUUGUACAUCCU
Molecule: messenger RNA, 1481 nt
Organism: Cuscuta campestris
Lineage: Eukaryota; Viridiplantae; Streptophyta; Magnoliopsida; Solanales; Convolvulaceae
Source: the annotation of a GenBank genome assembly